CUCCGGCUCCGGCUCCAGCUCGGGCUCGGGCGGCGGUGGCGGUGGCGGGAGCGGGCGACGGGGGAAGCGGCGGACUGGAAGCGGCGGCCUCAGCGGCUCGAGGGGGGACAUGCAGACCGACGGCCCCCGGAGAGGCGGAAGGAGCGGAGGCCCUGGUGCCCUGCCCUCAGUGCUGACUGCCCAGCAAGAGUGACUGGUGUAAGCAAGUAAGACCGGUGGAUUGUCUUGGGCUGUGGCUGACUGUGGAGUUAGAACCCUGGAUGGCCCCAGAGCCAACCCCAGGGAGGAUGAUGGUGCCCCUUGUGCCUGCACUGGUGAUGCUUGGUUUGAUGGCAGGUGCUCAUGGUGACAGCAAACCUGUCUUUGUUAAGGUCCCAGAGGACCAGACUGGGCUGUCGGGAGGGGUGGCCUCCUUCGUGUGCCAAGCCACAGGGGAACCCAAGCCUCGAAUCACAUGGAUGAAGAAGGGGAAGAAAGUCAGCUCCCAGCGCUUUGAGGUAAUCGAGUUUGAUGAUGGAGCAGGGUCAGUGCUGAGGAUCCAGCCAUUACGGGUGCAGCGAGAUGAAGCCAUCUAUGAGUGCACAGCCACCAACAGUCUAGGCGAGAUCAACACGAGUGCCAAGCUCUCAGUGCUUGAAGAGGACCAACUGCCGUCUGGGUUCCCAACCAUUGACAUGGGCCCUCAGCUGAAGGUGGUGGAGAAGGCUCGUACGGCCACCAUGCUGUGCGCAGCUGGUGGGACACCAGACCCUGAGAUCUCUUGGUUCAAAGACUUCCUUCCUGUGGACCCUACUUUAAGCAACGGCCGCAUCAAGCAACUGCGCUCAGGUGGUUCACCAAUCAGAGGUGCCUUGCAGAUUGAGAGCAGCGAGGAGUCUGACCAAGGCAAGUACGAGUGUGUGGCAACCAACUCAGCAGGCACACGCUACUCAGCCCCUGCGAACCUGUAUGUGCGAGAUCAGCGAGAAGUGCGUCGCGUGGCUCCUCGUUUCUCCAUCCCUCCCAGCAGCCAGGAGGUGAUGCCAGGCGGCAGUGUGAAUCUGACGUGUGUGGCGGUGGGUGCACCCAUGCCGUAUGUAAAGUGGAUGAUGGGUGCUGAAGAGCUUACCAAAGAGGACGAGAUGCCAGUUGGCCGCAAUGUGCUGGAGCUCAGCAAUGUCAUGCGAUCUGCCAACUAUACCUGCGUGGCCAUUUCUUCAUUAGGCAUGAUAGAGGCCACAGCCCAGGUCACAGUAAAAGCUCUCCCAAAGCCUCCGAUUGAUCUAGUGGUGACAGAGACAACCGCCACCAGUGUUACCCUGACAUGGGACUCUGGAAAUGCAGAGCCUGUGUCUUACUAUGGUAUCCAGUACCGUGCAGCUGGCACAGACGGCCCCUUCCAGGAGGUGGAUGGUGUGGCUACCACCCGAUACAGCAUUGGUGGCCUGAGCCCUUUCUCAGAAUACGCCUUUCGUGUGUUGGCUGUUAACAGCAUCGGACGAGGACCACCCAGUGAAGCGGUUCGUGCACGCACGGGUGAACAGGCACCCUCCAGCCCUCCACGCCGUGUGCAGGCCCGAAUGCUGAGCGCCAGCACCAUGCUGGUGCAGUGGGAGCCCCCUGAAGAGCCCAAUGGCCUGGUACGGGGAUACCGUGUCUAUUACACUCCAGACUCUCGGCGCCCCUUGAGCGCCUGGCACAAGCACAACACAGAUGCAGGACUCCUUACCACUGUGGGCAGCCUGCUACCUGGCAUCACCUACAGCCUUCGUGUCCUUGCCUUCACCGCUGUGGGCGAUGGUCCGCCCAGCCCUACCAUCCAGGUCAAGACACAGCAGGGAGUGCCUGCACAGCCUGCAGACUUCCAGGCAGAAGCUGAGUCAGACACCAGGAUCCAGCUCUCAUGGCUGCUGCCCCCGCAGGAGCGGAUCACCAAGUAUGAACUAGUGUACUGGGCAGCAGAGGAUGAAGGCCAGCAGCACAAGGUGACCUUCGACCCCACCUCUUCCUACACGCUGGAGGACCUGAAGCCUGACACAGUGUACCACUUCCAGCUGGCUGCCCGCUCAGAUCUGGGGGUGGGAGUCUUCACUCCCACCAUAGAGGCCCGUACAGCACAGUCCACCCCAUCCGCCCCUCCCCAGAAGGUGACAUGUGUGAGCACGGGCUCCACCACGGUCCGGGUAAGUUGGGUGCCACCGCCAGCUGACAGCCGCAACGGCAUUAUCACCCAAUACUCGGUGGCCUAUGAGGCAGUGGACGGCGAGGACCGUAAGCGGCAUGUGGUGGAUGGCAUCAGCCGUGAGCACUCCAGCUGGGACCUGUUGGGCCUGGAGAAGUGGACGGAGUACCGGGUGUGGGUGCGGGCACACACAGAUGUGGGCCCUGGCCCCGAGAGCAGCCCGGUGCUGGUGCGCACCGAUGAGGACGUGCCCAGCGGACCACCACGGAAGGUGGAGGUUGAGCCUCUGAACUCUACUGCUGUACAUGUCUCCUGGAAGCUGCCUGUCCCCAACAAGCAGCACGGACAGAUUCGUGGCUACCAGGUCACCUAUGUGCGGUUGGAGAAUGGUGAACCCCGAGGCCAACCCAUCAUCCAGGAUGUCAUGCUGGCUGAGGCUCAGUGGAGACCAGAGGAGUCCGAGGACUAUGAAACCACCAUCAGUGGCCUCACCCCUGAGACCACCUACUCCAUUACUGUUGCUGCCUACACCACCAAGGGGGAUGGCGCCCGAAGCAAGCCCAAAGUGGUUACCACAGCUGGGGCAGUCCCAGGCCGGCCCACCAUGAUGGUCAGCACCACAGCCAUGCACACCGCGCUGCUGCAGUGGCACCCACCCAAGGAGCUGCCCGGAGAGCUGCUGGGCUACCGUCUACAAUACCGGCGGGCUGAUGAGGCGCGGCCCAACACCAUAGAUUUUGGCAAGGAUGACCAGCAUUUUACAGUCACUGGUCUGCACAAAGGAGCUACCUACAUCUUCCGGCUUGCUGCCAAGAACCGGGCUGGCCCAGGUGAAGAGUUUGAGAAGGAAAUCACAACCCCUGAGGAUGUGCCCAGUGGCUUUCCUCAAAACCUUCGAGUGAUAGGACUGACUACAUCUACUACGGAACUGGCCUGGGACCCACCUGUGCUGGCAGAGAGGAACGGGCGCAUCACCAACUAUACUGUGGUCUACCGUGACAUCAACAGCCAGCAUGAACUGCAGAAUGUCACUGAUGAUAUGCACCUUACACUGUUUGGCCUCAAACCAGACACCACUUAUGACAUCAAGGUCCGUGCACAUACCAGCAAAGGCGCCGGCCCACUCAGCCCCAGCAUCCAGUCCCGGACCAUGCCCAUGGAGCAAGUGUUUGCCAAGAACUUCCGUGUGGCGGCUGCAAUGAAGACAUCUGUGCUGCUCAGUUGGGAAGUCCCCGACUCCUAUAAGUCAGCUGUGCCCUUCAAGAUUCUGUACAAUGGGCAGAGUGUGGAGGUGGACGGGCACUCGAUGAGGAAGCUGAUUGCAGACUUGCAGCCCAACACAGAGUACUCCUUUGUGCUGAUGAAUCGUGGCAGUAGCGCUGGGGGCCUGCAGCACCUGGUGUCUAUCCGCACCGCUCCAGACCUCCUGCCGAACAAGCCACUGCCUGCCUCUGCCUUUAUAGAGGAUGGCCGCUUCUCCCUCUCCAUGCCUCAAGUCCAGGAGCCCUCGCUAGUCAGGUGGUUCUACAUCGUGGUGGUGCCCAUUGACCGUGUGGGCGGGAACUUGCUGACACCAAGGUGGAACACCCCAGAGGAGCUGGAGCUGGAUGAGCUUCUAGAGGCCAUCGAGCAGGGCGGGGAGGAACGGAGGAGGCGCCGGCGCCAAGCAGAGCGACUCAAGCCCUAUGUGGCAGCUCAGGUGGAUGUGCUCCCUGACACCUUCACCCUCGGGGACAAGAAGAAUUACCGGGGCUUCUACAACCGGCCCCUGUCUCCAGACCUGAGUUACCAGUGCUUUGUGCUCGCUUCCCUCAAGGAACCCAUGGACCAGAAGCGCUAUGCCUCCAGCCCCUACUCGGAUGAGAUUGUCGUCCAAGUGACACCAGCCCAGCAGCAGGAGGAGCCUGAGAUGCUGUGGGUGACAGGCCCUGUCCUGGCAGUCAUUCUCAUCAUACUCAUUGUCAUCGCUAUCCUCCUGUUCAAGAGGAAGAGAACACACUCCCCAUCGUCAAAGGAUGAGCAGUCAAUUGGGCUGAAGGACUCCCUGUUGGCCCACUCUUCCGACCCUGUGGAGAUGCGAAGGCUCAACUACCAGACCCCAGGUUCCAGUGCCCCCAGCUGCCCGAAUAUCUCAAGUAUGCGAGACCACCCUCCCAUUCCCAUCACCGACCUGGCAGACAAUAUCGAGCGACUCAAAGCCAACGAUGGGCUCAAGUUCUCCCAGGAGUAUGAGUCCAUUGACCCUGGACAACAGUUCACAUGGGAGAAUUCCAACUCAGAAGUGAACAAACCCAAGAACCGCUAUGCAAAUGUCAUUGCCUAUGACCAUUCUCGAGUCCUCCUCACCUCCAUCGAUGGUGUUCCUGGGAGUGACUACAUCAAUGCCAACUACAUCGAUGGCUACCGGAAGCAGAAUGCCUACAUCGCUACACAGGGUCCACUGCCCGAGACCAUGGGCGACUUCUGGCGGAUGGUGUGGGAACAGCGAACAGCCACAGUGGUCAUGAUGACCAGGCUAGAGGAGAAAUCCCGGGUGAAGUGUGAUCAGUAUUGGCCCGCCCGAGGCACUGAGACCUAUGGCCUCAUUCAGGUGACCCUGGUGGACACUGUGGAGUUGGCCACAUACACCAUGCGCACCUUCGCACUCCAUAAGAGUGGUUCCAGUGAGAAGCGUGAGCUGCGCCAGUUCCAGUUCAUGGCUUGGCCAGACCAUGGGGUUCCUGAGUACCCGACUCCCAUCCUGGCCUUCCUGAGAAGAGUCAAGGCCUGCAACCCACUAGACGCAGGGCCCAUGGUGGUACACUGCAGUGCUGGUGUGGGCCGCACGGGCUGCUUUAUCGUCAUCGAUGCGAUGCUGGAGCGGAUGAAGCACGAGAAGACGGUUGACAUCUAUGGCCACGUGACGUGCAUGCGCUCACAGAGGAACUACAUGGUGCAGACAGAGGACCAGUAUGUGUUCAUCCAUGAGGCGCUGCUGGAGGCUGCCAUGUGCGGACACACCGAGGUGCCUGCUCGCAACCUCUAUGCCCACAUCCAGAAGCUAGGCCAAGUGCCUCCCGGGGAGAGUGUGACUGCCAUGGAGCUUGAGUUCAAGUUAUUGGCCAACUCCAAGGCUCACACAUCUCGCUUCAUUAGUGCCAACCUGCCCUGUAACAAGUUCAAAAACCGCCUGGUGAAUAUCAUGCCCUAUGAGCUGACCCGAGUGUGUCUGCAACCCAUCCGUGGUGUGGAAGGCUCUGACUACAUCAAUGCCAGCUUUCUAGAUGGCUACAGACAGCAGAAGGCCUACAUAGCUACGCAGGGGCCUCUGGCAGAGAGCACCGAGGACUUCUGGCGCAUGUUAUGGGAGCACAAUUCCACCAUCAUCGUCAUGCUGACCAAGCUUCGGGAGAUGGGCAGGGAGAAGUGUCACCAGUACUGGCCAGCAGAGCGCUCUGCUCGUUAUCAAUACUUUGUUGUUGAUCCGAUGGCUGAGUACAACAUGCCCCAGUACAUCCUUCGUGAGUUCAAGGUCACAGAUGCCCGGGAUGGGCAGUCGAGGACAAUCCGACAGUUCCAGUUUACAGACUGGCCAGAGCAAGGAGUGCCCAAAACGGGUGAAGGCUUCAUCGACUUCAUCGGGCAGGUGCACAAGACUAAGGAGCAAUUUGGGCAGGAUGGGCCCAUCACAGUGCAUUGCAGUGCUGGUGUGGGCCGCACCGGAGUGUUCAUCACUCUGAGCAUUGCCCUGGAGCGCAUGCGGUACGAGGGUGUGGUUGACAUGUUCCAGACCGUGAAGACCCUUCGAACACAGCGCCCUGCAAUGGUGCAGACAGAGGACCAAUACCAGCUGUGCUACCGUGCGGCCCUGGAAUACCUCGGCAGCUUUGACCACUAUGCAACGUAACUACUGCUCCCCUCUCCUCCGCUGCUCCCCUGAGGGGCUCCGGGGGGAGACCCAGCUCCUCUGAGCCAUACCGACCAUCGUCCAGCCCUCCUGCACGGAUGCUGUUGCCAGCAGAGCACAGCCCACUGGGAUCACAGCAUUUCGGGAACAUUGCCACACCAGUCAGAGAGCCCAGAACACCUGGGCGAGUAGGCGGACUGGCAGCCUGGCUCUGGGCCCCUGUCCAUCGGGCCCAAGUGGAGCCCUGCUUCAAGCUCUCUGUUCAGCUCCGCGUUUCUCAUGCUUCUCAUGGGGUGGGGAGGGGGCAAAGCCUCCACUUUUUAUACAUUAGGCGGGGUAGACUGAGGGAUCCUAGCCUCUUCCCUCCAACUUUCCUUUUGCAAAUCUUUCACUGCAGACUGGGCUGCUGUGGGAGUUGGGGCUUAUUUUGUUUUUGUUUUUGAGUUCACGUUGGAUCCUUUCCUGUACAACUUACGCUGAAGGACGGCACAUGCCUUCCUUGUGCAGAGCUAGGGCCCUGCCUGAGCCAGUCAGCUGUGGCCCAGGAGGCAGCACCAAGCCUGUUGUCCUCCAGCCUUUCAGAGAUCCUACUCCAGCCAAAUGCAGGGAAACGUUUAUUUCUGUUGUUCUGGUUUAGGUUUUGUUUUUCCUUGAGAGCCUUUUUUUAGGCCCCACAGACAGUGGUGGGCGGGGAGGCGAUAGGAAACACAUCCCCAGUGUGCAUUUAACAUUCAUAGCCCACAGCCACAGACAUGUCGGGGGAUCCUGGCAAGGCGUUCCUCAUCACCAUCGUGUUUGCAAAGGUUCAAAAAGCAAGAAUUUUAAAAACCCACAAAAAUAAAAUCUGUUUUGUUUUUUUUUUUAAAGAAAUAUUCAUCCCCUGGCCUCUACUUCAGAUCCCGAAGUGGGAGGGCGACUCAAUGUGCCUGGGGCUCGCCAUGGGCCCACAGAGUCUCGCUAUCAUCCCCAGCAUUGCAGUGUGGCAGGUGUUUGUAGACUGGGUUCUGGCCACCUCAGUGAAUGAAUGGCACAGGUGAGGGGCUUGUGCCACGCCCCACACACCUCAGGGCCAAGCGGGGGCGUGGCUGGCUCUUCAGGUCUAGGCCAGUGGGCCUGGUAGCACAUGUCUGUCCUCAGCAGGGGCCAGAUGACUUCUCUCCUGGUUUGCAGCUGUCUUCAGAUCCCCAAGACUCGCUCUUUUCCGCUCCAAGUUGCCCUCAUAAACCAAUGUGGCAAGACUACUGGACUUGUAUCCAUGGUACUAUACUCAGUCUUAUUAUCUCAGCUUGCUGAGGGGCAGGGAGAGGGCCUCUUCCUCUGGGCAGCACUAUCUAGAUAGGUAAGUGGGGGCGGGGAAGGGUGCAUAGCUGUUUUAGCCUAGGGACUCGAUGCAGAUGUCCCCGGAUCUAGCUAGGCUAAGUCAAGAUCAACAAUCCAGGGUUGGUGGUGUUGGAUGAAACAUUCAUUUUUACCUUGUGGAUGCUAGUGCUGUAGAGUUCACUGUUGUACACAGUCUGUUUUCUAUUUGUUAAGAAAAACUACAGCAUCAUUGCAUACUUCUUGAUGGUAAUAAAUUUGAAUAAUCAGAUUUCUUACA
This is a messenger RNA of Mesocricetus auratus (golden hamster), 7644 nucleotides long. RefSeq names its product protein tyrosine phosphatase receptor type F (gene Ptprf). Gene Ontology annotation, biological process: protein dephosphorylation. NCBI's taxonomy places the organism in Eukaryota, Metazoa, Chordata, Mammalia, Rodentia, Cricetidae. Gene Ontology annotation, molecular function: protein tyrosine phosphatase activity; protein binding. The transcript is spliced from 37 exons. The record is from RefSeq and is a predicted model, not a curated record. The coding region runs from base 261 to 6047 and encodes 1928 amino acids.